This is a messenger RNA of Teleopsis dalmanni, 303 nucleotides long. Its product is annotated as roundabout homolog 2-like. NCBI's taxonomy places the organism in Eukaryota, Metazoa, Arthropoda, Insecta, Diptera, Diopsidae. Gene Ontology annotation, molecular function: axon guidance receptor activity. Gene Ontology annotation, cellular component: axon; neuronal cell body; plasma membrane. Gene Ontology annotation, biological process: synapse organization; homophilic cell-cell adhesion. The record is from RefSeq and is a predicted model, not a curated record. The transcript has 2 exons. The annotation marks the transcript as partial.
CUCAAUAUCAAUCACCACGUAUAAUCGAGCACCCGACAGAUUUAGUAGUGAAAAAGAAUGAACCUGCCACACUGAAUUGCAAAGUUGAAGGCAAACCGGCGCCAACAAUUGAAUGGUUUAAGGACGGUGAACCUGUGAAUACAAAUGAGAAAAAAUCUCAUCGUGUACUUUUCAAGGAUGGCGCCUUGUUCUUCUAUCGCACGAUGCAAAGCAAAAAGGAACAGGACAGCGGCGUUUAUUGGUGCGUUGCAAAGAACCAUGUGGGCAAGGCUGUCAGCCGUCAUGCAACCCUACAAAUAGCAU